Molecule: messenger RNA, 702 nt
Organism: Candidozyma auris
Lineage: Eukaryota; Fungi; Ascomycota; Pichiomycetes; Serinales; Metschnikowiaceae
Exons: 1
Coding region: 1-702 (233 amino acids)
Source: RefSeq, a predicted model, not a curated record
AUGAGAGAGAGAAUGUUUACAAUUUACAGGGAACGGCAAACGACGCGUCCCUUCUUAGUCCGGUUUUUGUGGAUCACUCUCUUAGGGGCCAUUUUGCUCUCCAGCUCAGUGGCAUUGACUAUUUUCGUGAAGACAAAGGAGUCUAAAGCAACAGAAAACCUUUUCUUGGACUAUGGAAACACUAAUAAAGAAUCCACGAAACUUCAAGACUGUUUGGGCAUCUUUCUAGACCGCAUACAAGAGAAGUCGUGUUUAGAGGAAUCAGUAUUCAGCAUCAAGGACCUCCAACAUGUUCAAGAAACGUACAUAUCCUCCUUAAGAAAGGUCCCUUUGAGCUGGUAUCAUGCUCUGCUUGACCCCAUUCCUGAUACUUUGUGCCAAAAAACAGAAGUUCGUGACCUUACUAAGCUUGUCAUAGCGACAAAGGCGGAAUUGCAAAACGCCUUACAAUUCGUUGAAAUCCAUAUUGCAUCAACCCAAAACAAUAUACGAUCAAGCAUGUCAGGUCCUGUUUUCGCCACUUCCCUGGUGGUUGCAAAUUGCAACCUUAUGGUGGUUACCAGGUACGCUAAAAAGACAGCCGAAGAAUUACAGACUUUAGUCGAGAAGGGAGAUCUAAGUAGCGCCAAAACAUUGUUUUGGGAGAUCUUCGAAGCUGUUUCAGUGAUAAAAUUUUUGGGAAAGUUGGCCCAACUGGAUUAG